Messenger RNA from Saccoglossus kowalevskii, 3041 nucleotides. It is a transcript of the gene hox2, whose product is annotated as homeobox 2. Gene Ontology annotation, cellular component: nucleus. Lineage: Eukaryota; Metazoa; Hemichordata; Enteropneusta; Harrimaniidae. Gene Ontology annotation, biological process: regulation of transcription by RNA polymerase II. The record is from RefSeq and is marked provisional. Gene Ontology annotation, molecular function: DNA-binding transcription factor activity, RNA polymerase II-specific; RNA polymerase II cis-regulatory region sequence-specific DNA binding.
ACCCAGUCCCGGGAUGAGACUUUGCGGUUAGAGAUUUGCAAUGUUGACAGUGCAUUCGUGACUAAAUAAUGCCAUCACUACGUGUCUAUGGUGAAGCUUAAACACGACUGUCAGAUUCUAAUGGUUAAGUGUGAAAAUAUUGGUCGGUUAGGGUCAUUAAACGCUAAGACGUCACGAAAAUAACUUGACAAUAUGAUUUGUGAGGCGUUUAUAAACGCCCAGUGCCAUCCCGCAUAAAUCGCCGGCUCACGUUUUGAAAAUAGUCGUUUUAAAAAUAUAUGUACCAGAAACCAGUUUCGAAAAGUCAGUUUUUUGGAUUUUGUGGAUUCGCCAAAUUGAUAUUUAUUCGAAAUUAUUUUUUACUGUUGACGUCAUUCAUUCACACCAUAUGGACCGGGAUGGUAAGCGUUUGAAAUAUUCAAAUAUGCCAGCGUCGAGCCUAUCAUAGUACGCGUUAUCUGAUUGGCGGUUGCGUUACCACGUGAGCAUUAAGUGGUCACCGACAGGGAGUAUGUUUUGCUAACUUUCUAAUUCCGAGUCACCAUAGUCAAAGUUAACUCGCCAAUUGCAAAAAUCGCUCCUGUUGUUUACGGAUUCCAGAGUUCUUGACACAAAUUUCACCCUGUGCGUAGAAUGGACGGGGGACUUGAACUUGGCUUUAUCAAUACUCAGCCGUGUAUGGCGGAGUUUCUGACAAGUGUGGGUCGUAAUAUCAAUGAGUCGACGUACUGCUCGCAAUCAAUCACGCACAAUUCGACAUCUGCAACCGACAAGAACUCUGUGAACAUCUCGUCAUGUGCCCAGACGACUUGCUCAGCUCCGGAACUCCAGCACACGCUCCAAACCAAAAGCAACCAUGUUCCAUCCGUCAAGUUGCCGGAAUACCCUUGGGUAGAGGAACCUUGCUCAAAGACAGACGAGGAAGGCGACGACAAAAGCGUUAACGGCAAAGAAGCGGGGCAUCAUCGGCGAGUACGGACGGCCUUCACAAACACUCAACUCUUGGAGCUCGAGAAAGAGUUCCACUACAACAAGUAUCUGUGCCGGCCUCGUCGAAUUGAGAUCGCUUCCAUGCUCGACUUGUCGGAGAGACAAGUGAAAGUUUGGUUUCAAAACCGUAGAAUGAAACACAAGAGACAGAUCAUGAAAGCUGCGGUCUCAGGGAGCCCGAUUCCGAAUAACGAGACUCAGAAUUCGAUGGUUAGUGCGACUAGCAGUCCUUCUGGGUCAGAUCAGGGUAAACAGGGAGUUAAUGGCAAUGUGAAUGGACUGUCCCCUUCACCUGACAGCCGAUCGACCCCGUGUGUCACCAGUAACGACGAUGGUAAGCAAAGGGAGCCCUAUCUAUUCACUUCUAAUGUGUGUUGUGCUAAUACCGUCUCUCCGACUAGCCCAUCACUCAACUUCGCGUCGUCAGCUGCACCCAUUCACAGAAACCCUGAGACGUACACCAGUUUUAACUACCAGCCUGCCAACAACAACUGUGUCAUCGUUAGCGCUCCACACACAGACGGUUACCUCGGGCGAGACUCGCACGGAAACGUGGGCAAUAUGGCCGCAGCAGAAUACGACACUAGCUCGCCGACUUUUAGAAACGUUCCAGGCUAUGGGCAUCAGCGAUCUGCUACCGACAACAGGACUACAUUCUCUGGGAACGGUCGUUUAGUAAUAUCAAGUAACCAUGGUGACGACGACCACUCCCCUUCUAGUCUUUUUACUUACAACAGUUACAGAGCUGCUAGUAAUCACCAUCCGUACUAUGUCGGAAAUGCUGUUCAAUUUUAAUUUGGAACCUUUUUUUUUUAGAUAUUCGAGUUCUUCAAUUGUUUUGGUUUCUGCUGUUUCUUUGACCAAAACAUUCAUACGGCUAUCAGGGUACGUUUAGAAACCGUAUACAUGUCGUUUGUUUAUACCGAAGUUCUGUACAAUGAGUCAGUGUCGUGCAUGGCGACAACUACCCUCCGUUAAAACGCGGUUUUUAAGGAAAAAUGGCCGACAUGCAGACACUGUUUUCGAAGUUUUCAUGGCAACAAGAACAAAAGUUCGUAUACUGGGUUAGUCCACCGAUUUGCACAGGGUAUUUUAAGAGCUAUAUAGUUAUAAUUUCAAUUUAUUUUUAUUCAUCAAAUUUCAAUUAAUUUAUUGACGUCAGUAGAAAAUGUAAAACUUUUUUUUUGAAAACUUAAUGCAAUAAAUUGUCAAAAAUUGAAUCUAUGCCCAGUACUAUUGAUAUUUUUGGUUACUUGAAAUGUUGCUAUCGUCUUUAAUUUUGUAUAUAGAUAUAGUUGGCCUAAUUAUGUCAUUGUCGUCUUAAUGUGUUUGAUGACCUAGAAACUUAGGUACUCAACAACUGAAUACCAGCACAAAGAGAAUGAACGAUUUUGUGCUUUAUUAAAAAAAAGUGAACGACGUUUGUAGCCUGAUUUAAACUUUAAACUGUCUAUAUGCUGCUGUUUUUGUAUGGCAAUGUAACAAUCGUAGAAUCACGUUAUUGAGAGCGUUAAUAUAUGAUUGAGUAUGUUUUUAUUUUUUCAUAAUUCAGGCCCUGAUAUUGUUCAGUGUUAAUAUGUCAUUAAUUCAUACGAUUUGGUUUUAUAAACAAGGAAAUUCGUUGCCCGUGAUGUUGGAUGGUUUUAGCCCACGUUGCAUCAAUAUGGAGGCUGUAAUGGCGGUUAGUAUCCGCCGAGAACAAGAACCGAUAGAGUGUGUUUGUGUGUCGCUUUCUAGAUUUUACAACGUGAAUGAGGUGAUUAAUCACCUAUAACCAUGGCAACGUAGUGUUUUUAGUCAAAUGUUCGUCGAAUUGUGUGUAUCUUCAGUUUCAGUGUCAACGGUGAGGUCCCGCGUUGGGGGUUUCACAGUUCUGUUUGUAACUGACAAAUAUAGUCUUGGAAGGCAACGAAUUCAAAUUACGGCGCGUACUUUUAAUAUACAUGCUAUAACUCGUUUAUAACUGAGCAACCCGGUUAUUUAUUCAACUGGUUUCCGGGUGUGGACAUUUAUUGCGUUAUCAACUCGACUGUCUAGCGAGCUGAAAAAAA